Molecule: messenger RNA, 1632 nt
Organism: Dictyostelium discoideum AX4
Lineage: Eukaryota; Evosea; Eumycetozoa; Dictyosteliales; Dictyosteliaceae
Exons: 1
Coding region: 1-1632 (543 amino acids)
Biological process (GO): monoatomic cation transport; zinc ion transport; transmembrane transport
Cellular component (GO): membrane
Molecular function (GO): monoatomic cation transmembrane transporter activity
Source: RefSeq, a predicted model, not a curated record
AUGGAAAACUUCAAAAAUAAUGAAUUGGAAAGUUCCCCGAUUAUAAAUAAAAAUAAUUCAAGUCAUUCAAUUAAUAAUGAAGAUAAUAAUUACUAUAGUCAUAAUUUAGAACAUAAUGAUAAUAAUAAUAAUGAUAAUAAUAAUACUAUUACAAAUAGCCAUAUAAAUAAUCACGAUCAUAAACAUAAUCAUGAACACGAACAUAAACAUAAACAUAAUCACGAUCAUAAUCAUGACCAUGACCAUAACCAUGAAGAAGAAUAUGGACAUGGAAAUGAACUGGAACACAACAAUGACCAAGAACAUAAUGUUGGUAAUAAAAAUUUAUUAACAAAUAAUAAUAAUCAAAGUAAAAAGAAAAAACAUGGACAUUCACAUGGAGGUGGUGAAGAUGGUAGUAGUAGUGGUGGUGGUGGUGGUCGACAUGGACAUGGACAUUCACAUGGUGGUGGUAGUGGUAGUGAUCAUAAUCAUGGAUCAUCAGAUGAAGACGAUGAAGAAAGUAAACCAUUAAAUCAAUUAAGAAAUUUAGAUAGUAAAAAGAAAGCAAGAUAUUCAUUGAUAUUAGCAUUAACAUUGACAACAAUAUUUAUGGUUGGUGAAAUUGUAGGUGGUUAUUUUGCAAAUUCAUUGGCAAUUAUGACGGAUGCAGCUCAUUUGUUAACGGAUAUUGGUGCAAUGUUUUUAUCAUUAUUUGCAAUGUGGAUUAGUCAACAUCCACCAACAAGUUCAAUGAGUUUUGGAUUUCAUCGUGCAGAAAUCCUUGGUGCAUUAGUAUCGGUAUUGAUGAUUUGGGCAUUAACAGGUGUAUUGGUUUAUGAAGCAAUUCAAAGAAUUUUAUAUCCACCCGAUGCUGUAGAUGGAAAGAUUAUGUUUAUCAUUGCAUCAUGUGGUUUAUUUAUCAACAUUAUAGAUGCCAUCAUUUUACAUUGGGGUUCGGGCGGUCAUGGCCAUUCCCAUGGUGGUGGCCAUGGUCAUUCUCAUGGCAUUGGCGGAGGAACUCAAAAAAAGAAGAGUAAAAAGAAUAGAUUAUUAAAUAAUCAAGGUCAAGAUAUAGAAGAUUUAGGUGGUGAAAAUGGUAAAAACAAAAAAGGUGUAAGAAAUAUCAAUGUCCAUUCAGCAUAUAUUCAUGUAUUGGGUGACUGUUUUCAAAGUAUUGGUGUCAUGGUGGCAAGUUGUAUCAUUUGGGUUCACCCUCAUUGGAAGAUUGCAGAUCCAAUCACUACAUUGAUUUUCUCUGUAAUUGUAUUGGGAACAACUAUUAAAUUGUUACGUGAAAGUUUAGGUGUACUCAUGGAGGGUGUACCACCAGAAAUUGACGUUUCAGAAGUUAAAGGUGAUCUCUCAGAGAUUGAAGGUGUAACAGAGGUACAUGACCUUCAUAUUUGGUCAAUCACUCUUGGUAGACCAGCUCUAAGCGUUCAUUUAACAAUCUUACCAACAAUAGAUCCCGAAGAAAUCUUAUCAAUUGCAAAUAAAAUCUUAUUAGAAGAUUAUGAAAUUAAUCAUACAACAAUUCAAAUUGAAAAACCAUUAGUUAAAGAUAAAUGUAAAGAUCAUAGUUGUCCACCUCCAAAACCAAAAAAGAAAAAAAUUAAAAAUGAUAAUUUAAGUUCACCUCCAAAUCAAUAA